Molecule: messenger RNA, 171 nt
Organism: Perkinsus marinus ATCC 50983
Lineage: Eukaryota; Perkinsozoa; Perkinsida; Perkinsidae
Exons: 3
Coding region: 1-171 (56 amino acids)
Source: RefSeq, a predicted model, not a curated record
AUGUUUCGAUGCCGACAAUGUGUUGAAGAUCCCUUUGGUGCUAUCUUCGGCACUCAUGGGAACCGACACAGAGGGAGACGGAGUCGGGGGCAUCUCCGAAACGCUGAGGAGAAUCUCGGAGGGUAUCGCCCUCGACAAGGAGCAGAGCUCGACGAUUUAGCGUUGGAGUGA